CCCUUCCAUCACCAAGGUUUCCAUUCCAAUUUUCAAAGAGCAAAUUUCAUUCCAGCAGAGACCGUCAAUUGGACAAUAGUUCGGUUGGUCUCUUCGAGUUUAAAAAAUAUUAAGUUCAGCAAUACUUGAUUCAAUAUAUUCAACAUCUUUUAAAGAAGCUGAACUCUCAGACACUUAAGAAACUACAUAUUAAAAAUGUCGUUUGGAACCAAGCAGUUUGUCAACACCAGCUACAAACCCCGUCCUCAAAACGGUGGGGGAUAUGGCUCUCAAAUGAAUGGCAACAGAGGAAACUUUGGCAACAAUCGUUUCCCCAGCAAACCAGCAGGAGGAGGAUAUGGUGGUCCUAGGAAUGGAGGUGGCAAUAACUUCCGUUCCCAAAAUGACAACAGCAUGUACGAUUUUCAAGGGCCCAACAGUCUGGAAAAAAUCAAUUGGGGUGCGGAGACUCUGCAACCCUUCCAGAAGAACUUCUACGUACCUCACCCUGCUGUACACCAGAGAACUGCAUACGAGAUCGAGGAGUACCGUAGGGCCAAGGAAAUAAGGGUUGAAAACAGUGCCCCUAAUCCGAUUCAAAAUUUUUCUGAAGCUAAUUUCCCUGAUUAUGUCAUGAAUACCAUAAUUAGGUUGGGCUACGAAAGCCCCACCGCUAUUCAGGCACAAGGCUGGCCAACUGCUCUGAGCGGUAGAGAUCUCGUUGGUAUAGCCAAAACUGGAUCAGGAAAAACUUUAGCUUACAUUUUACCCGCUAUAGUGCAUAUCAACAAUCAGCAAAGACUAUCUCGUGACGAUGGACCAAUCGCGUUGGUAUUGGCUCCCACUAGAGAAUUAGCGCAACAGAUUCAACAAGUUGCAAAUGAGUUUGGCCAUUCUUCCUACAUCCGCAACACUUGCAUUUUCGGAGGAGCUCCCAAGGGGCCCCAGGCUCGUGAUUUGGAACGAGGAGUUGAAAUUGUCAUAGCAACACCUGGAAGGCUCAUUGAUUUCUUGCAGAGAGGAACUACCAAUUUGAAAAGAUGUACCUAUUUGGUGCUGGAUGAAGCUGAUCGAAUGUUAGAUAUGGGUUUCGAACCUCAAAUUCGAAAGAUCCUCGAACAAAUCAGACCCGACCGGCAAACUUUGAUGUGGUCCGCUACAUGGCCAAAAGAAGUUCAAAAACUCGCGCAUGAUUUUCUGACGGAUUAUGUUCAAAUUAAUAUAGGAUCACUUCAGCCUUCAGCAAACCACAACAUCCAUCAAAUUGUUGACGUUUGCCAGGAAACAGAGAAAGAACAAAAAUUGAGUAUGUUGCUUCAGGAAAUAGGAAACACAAUGGAAUCAGAUUCAAAAGUGAUUAUUUUUGUUGAGACAAAGAAAAAAGUAGAAAGUAUAACAAAAACGAUUGGAAGCUAUGGCUGGCCAGCUUUAAGUAUACAUGGUGACAAAAGUCAAAAUGAACGUGACUACGUGUUACGGUCCUUCAGAAAAGGAGGGCAAUGCUCCAUUCUGGUGGCCACAGAUGUGGCUGCCAGAGGGCUUGAUGUUGACGGUAUCAAAUACGUCAUAAAUUACGAUUAUCCUCAUUCCUCUGAAGACUACAUUCAUAGAAUUGGCCGAACUGGCCGAUCUGAUACUACUGGAACGUCAUAUGCGUUCUUCACACCAUCCAAUUAUAAACACGCCAAAGAUCUGAUCUCAGUCCUCGCAGAAGCCAAACAGGUAAUCAACCCCAAAUUGAGUGAGAUGGCAUCCAGGUUUGGAGGUUUUGGUGGCAAUAAGGGUAGAUGGGGACAAAAUAACAGCAAUGGAUUCCAAUACAGAAAUAACAAUAUGAGUAAUGCACCAAGACGGAAUUCAAGGUGGGGAAAUACAGGAGAACAGAAACCAUAUGGCUCAUAUAACAAGAGUGUGUAUUGAGAAUUCCUGGAAGAGACCAAAGUUCAUGUGAUCAGUAUUGUUUAAAUUCCAUUUUGAAGAUUAUUUUUUAAAUAGUUGAAGAGUAUUUAUAUGUUUAAUUUCAUAAGAGAAAUAUCACUAUUAAAACGUUCGUCACUCAUUUUUUUUUUAUAAUUUAUCAUAAGAAUUUAUAAAUAAAUGAUAAGUGUCAAUUUUCUAUCAUUAAAAUACUGUGUCGAAACGUAUUUAGCUAAUGAUUAUUAAAGUUUGCACUUGGUUA
This is a messenger RNA of Harmonia axyridis, 2158 nucleotides long. Its product is annotated as ATP-dependent RNA helicase p62-like. The record is from RefSeq and is a predicted model, not a curated record. The transcript is spliced from 8 exons. The coding region runs from base 196 to 1899 and encodes 567 amino acids. Gene Ontology annotation, molecular function: RNA helicase activity; RNA binding; ATP binding. Gene Ontology annotation, cellular component: cytoplasm; ribonucleoprotein complex; nucleus. Lineage: Eukaryota; Metazoa; Arthropoda; Insecta; Coleoptera; Coccinellidae.